Molecule: messenger RNA, 1485 nt
Organism: Dovyalis caffra
Lineage: Eukaryota; Viridiplantae; Streptophyta; Magnoliopsida; Malpighiales; Salicaceae
Source: the annotation of a GenBank genome assembly
AUGGGUUCUGAUUCAGUUUUAACAUCAACGAAGCCAACACAAAUACCAACUCAAGAAGGUGACCCACCAAGCCCAUCUGCUUCUCUUCUUUCUUUCAACACGGACUCCACUACUAAUCCUGACCACAAAAACACUACCAACUCCAUCAUCUUCAUCUCUCUCAUCCUUGUCACUUGCAUCGCUCUCUCUGCUGCUUCUGCUUUUGCCUUUCUCUUCUUUUCCUCCUUUUCAUCUUCUUCUUCUGUUAGUCCUGCAGAAAUCUCGUCACCUUCUCUACAAACGACGUCUCGUCCGUUGACCAAGCUCAACCACCCUGUCGUUCUCUUGAUUUCUUCUGAUGGGUUCAGGUUUGGCUACCAGUUCAAGACCCAUACACCAAAUAUUCAUCGUUUGAUUGCUAAUGGGACUGAAGCUGAAACUGGUUUGAUUCCUGUUUUCCCUUCUCUUACUUUCCCUAAUCAUUACUCUAUUGUUACUGGCCUUUACCCUGCUUAUCAUGGUAUUAUCAACAAUCGUUUUGUUGAUCCAAAAACGGGAGAGGUUUUUACAAUGGCAAGUCAUGAGCCCAAGUGGUGGCUUGGUGAGCCACUUUGGGAAACAGUGGCUAAUCAUGGGUUAAAGGCUGCUACUUAUUUUUGGCCUGGUUCUGAGGUGCAUAAAGGUUCAUGGACUUGCCCUCAAAGUUUUUGUAUGUUUUAUAAUGGUUCUGUUCCUUUUGAGGAACGUGUUGAUACUGUUUUGAGUUAUUUCGAUUUGCCAAGUAGUGAGAUUCCUGUGUUUAUGACCUUGUAUUUUGAGGAUCCUGAUCAUCAGGGUCAUAAGGUGGGACCUGAUGAUCCGGAGAUUACUGAAGCUGUUGCUCGAAUUGAUGGGCUGAUUGGGAAGUUGAUUGGUGGAUUAGAGAAAAGAGGGUUUUUUGAUGAUGUUACUGUAAUUAUGGUUGGUGACCAUGGAAUGGUUGGCACAUGUGAUAAAAAGCUAAUAUUUUUGGAUGAUUUGGCUCCUUGGAUUGAUAUUCCAGCUGAAUGGGUUCAGUCCUAUACUCCUUUGGUUGCAAUCCGUCCACCUCCUGGUUUUGCACCGUCAGAUGUUGUUGCAAAGAUGAAUGAAGGGCUGCAAUCAGGGAAGGUUGAGAAUGGAAAAAAAUUGAAAAUGUAUCUUAAGGAGGAGCUGCCUAGUAGGCUUCAUUAUGCAGCAAGUGACAGGAUUCCACCAAUAAUAGGGAUGCUUGAUGAGGGUUUUAAGGUGGAGCACAAGAGAACUAAGAGCCAAGAAUGUGGAGGAGCACAUGGCUAUGACAAUGCACUUUUCUCCAUGAGGACAAUUUUCAUCGGCCAUGGCCCUCAGUUUGCAAGGGGGCGAAAAGUGCCAUCUUUCGAGAAUGUUCAGAUAUACAACUUGGUUACUUCAAUUCUCAAUAUCCAGGGUGCUCCCAAUAAUGGGUCUGUAUCUUUUCCAUCAGCUGUUCUUUUGCCCAAUCCUUGA